UCGAAAAUGGUAGAGUCUAUAAAAAUAAAAAAAACAACACAACACAGCACUCUAGCGUAAAGAACAUCAAAAUGAUUAAGAAAAAAGCCUCGAAAAAAGAGAAGCAAAUGACAUCAAGUUCCAGUCCACAAGUCCAAAAAAAGGACUUUUCUAAGGUUGUUUUUGAAAAAGGAAGUGUGUUCAUACAUACCACGCAAGGUGAAGGAAAAGAUGAUGUGCUACUUGGAGGAAAAGUUAACCUCAUAUCAAAGAGUGAAGGGGCUUUCAUAGAUUGGCAUCCAUUAUCUGAAUGUGACUUUGAAGAUGAUCAUCCUGAAACAGACUGGACUGUAGUUAAUACUGUUGGCUACAAAAAGGCAGAAACUGAAAAUAUUUCUGUCCAUCAGGCUCGUAAGAAAAGCAAAUAUGCAAUGACAUUUAGCCUACAUGAUGUAAAGAGUAUACGUAGAUCUAAGCCAGACUUAGGCUGGGCUUAUCUAUUGUUUACCCUCAAUGAUAAUGUCAGCCUGCCUGCCCUGCACUUUCAUGAUGGUGGAAGCUCUGUUAUGCUGAGGAAAAUAGAAAAAUAUGUCACACUAACAAGAUGUCCGACUGAUAUACGUCUGUUUACAGUAACACCUCACAACUCGGCAGCAUUAACAAGAUCCAUUGAUGAGCUACAAGUGCUGGGAGAACAUUCAGCAAAUUAUGUCCAUAAUUUUUUCAAAGAUCCUACUGUCAUCAUGGGUGGCUUCUCCAAAGUGACCAACUUUGUCCGAGACACUCUUAGUGGUCAACCAGCUCAAAAAUUCCGGCCAUUUGAUGAAUAUGCUGAGCUUAUGCCUGAUAUGAUAGGACUGACCAUUGAACCAUCAUUAGCCAACCAAGCAUCGUAUGAAAUGAUUGCUGAGAGAAAACUUGGUCCAAGGCCUGAAGUGACCAGAGGAGGCACAGUGACCCCUAAUGAAUGGGCUGGCCAUGUGGAUUCAGAAGGUAGAAUAGUUGAUGUUGAUGGCUUGAAAGAGAAGAUAUUCAGAGGUGGAUUAUGUGCCUCAUUGAGGCAGGAAGCAUGGAAGUUUCUCUUGGGGUAUUUUGACUGGAAUUCAACAACCAAAGAAAGAAAGCUCCUCAGGAAAAAGAAAGAAGAUGAGUAUUUUUGUAUGAAAGCCCAGUGGAAGACUAUAUCAGAAGACCAAGAAAAAAGGUUUGGAAUUUUACGAGAAAGAAGAAAUGUAGUUGAUAAGGAUGUUCUGCGUACAGACAGAAUGCACCCCUACUAUGCAGGUGACAACAACCCUCACUUGGAGAUGCUAUAUGAUAAUCUUAUGACCUACUGCCAGUAUAACUUUGAUCUAGGUUAUGUGCAGGGUAUGAGUGACAUGUUGUCACCAAUCCUACAGAUCAUGGAUGAUGAAGUUGAUGCAUUUUGGUGUUUUUCAGGUUUUAUGGAUCAACCGGGAAUGAUGAGCAAUUUUGACCUCGACCAAGCUGGGAUGAAGAAACAGCUUAUACAGCUUAGUACCCUAUUGCAGUUUUUAGAUCCAGAUUUGUUUGUGUACUUAGAUUCUAAAGAAUGUAGCAAUAUGUAUUUCUGCUUCCGGUGGCUGCUCAUACGUUUCAAACGAGAAUUCACAUAUGAGGAUAUAAGCCUGUAUUGGGAGAUGAUGUGGACUGGCUUACCCUGUAACAACUUUCACCUUCUCAUGUGUCUGGCUAUCUUAGAUACAGAAAAAGAUACAAUGAUCCAAGAGGAUUUUGGAUUUAAUGAAAUUCUAAAGCACAUUAAUGGACUCUCAUUAAAGAUUGACAUGGAGGACACGCUCAAGAAAGCUGAGGGCAUUUACCUGCAGCUGCGUGAGUGUGAGAAUCUUCCUCUUGCCAUCAAAGAGAUCAUUGAGGUUAUUCCUGAUACCAGCCUACGAGAUUCUGACAGCAGUAGCAUUGAGAUCCUCGAUGAUGUGGUGUCAGAUGAUGUCAAUGGUAAAACAGGACCUCAAUCAACGACGACGACAACAGAAUCACCAAAUCCUUAAGUCUAAACUUCUUUUAGGGAUACUGCACUUUGAAGGUAUUAAUUAAACUGUUCCAUUAUCCCUCAUAGGGGUGUUAUGUUAAUCCAGUAACAAUAUUAAUAAAUUAUUAUGGUCGUGAUGGAAACAUUAAUGUUAUCAUCUGAUUAAGUUGGUAAUUCCCAGCUAUAGGUUUUUAAGCCAAUGAGCAUCACUUGAAAUUAGCAUACAAUAAAGAACUGUUGAUAGCAUGUGACAUGAAAUAUGAUGACCAAAAGGAAGAGAAAUUUAGCCUCCUAAUAUAACAUAAUUAAUGAAUAAACUCUUGACUCUCAGCCAUCUUGUAAAUAUGUUGAAACCUAUGCUAUUUUGCCUAAUGCACUAUAAUCUAGUAAAAUAAAGAUUGCUAUUAGAAUUUUAAAAUUUAUAUUGUUAACAUUGCACCUUUGAACAGUAGGCUAAAAGAAAAUGUGCUAUGUUUCCUAAGCUAAGUGACAUUUCAAAAGAUAUAUUUUUGCCAAAAAAAAAAAAAAAUGCCAAACCCUACAUUUUCAAGAUUUUGGGUUUAGUUGGUCCGACUUGGACAACACAUAGGAGGUUUUUUUCUGCCUUGUUAUAUUGCCCCUAGAAUUGUAUUAUCACAUGGUGAGUUAGUAUUGUUGAUUGUAAAUUAUAGAUAUUAUUAGACCCUACCCACCUUUAAACUUCAUAUAUAUAUAUAUAUAUAUAUAUAUAUAUAUAUAUAUAUAUAUAUAUAUAAUGUAAUCUAUGUAUAAUGUAAAAGCAAUGAAAAAAUGAUGUACAAUCAUUGAAGGUUAAAUUGCAGAACACUAAUAUAGCAAAAUCAAAUGGAUAUUUCAAUAGCUCCUGCUAUCUUUAUCAAUGUUAAAGUCACUUUAGCAUUGAUAAAGAUAGCAGGAGCUAUCAAAAUAUUCGUUUGAUUUUGAUAUAUUUUAAUAAAUCUGUGUUUUGACUUUUUAUUGUUUCAAUUCAAACAAAUUUAUAUAGCAAUUGUGUAUUGUAUACACUAUGCAAACCUAGCAACAUCACUAGACAAAGCUUAAGUAAAGUAAGCAAGUAAUUGUGUAUUGUGAGAGCUGACAAAUUUCAGCUUUUUGUUCCUAAAUUAUGUUAUUGACUUCCAUAAUUUAAUUUAAUUUCAAUAUUAUGUAAAUACUUUUUAAUGAUAUAUAAUAUGCAAUAAACAGUAAUGUAUUUUCUAUUUAGCUUUAAAAUCAAGUUAUUUUUAUUAUAUAUCAUAUAUUGUGCUCUAGGUUUAUACUGUAAAACCCCUAUUACUGUUGGUUAAGCUUAGCGCACACUGUAUUGUCCAGCCGAUGGCCGACCAUGCUAUAUGUGAGCGUUUUCCCAAUGUAGUGCCCAUUCACUUUUAUGAGUGGGUUGUGACUGUAAAUGAAUCAUUGUGCUUUGCAUCAUUGUUCCGUGACAUACUGCGCUGAUCGCCUCAGUCUGCCAUCAAGAAUCAGCAUAUGGUAUCGUGUUACGACCAUUGUACAAUGCAGGGUGUGUGCCUGGCCUCUGGUAAUCGUGUUGGCUGCCGAUGCCGUGCAGUGUGCAUUUAGCUUAAAGACAAUGUGCUUCGGGUUUAAAAGCAUUUUAAUUUCAAUAUCUGAAUCAUGAGUCAUCUUUGGCAUUAAUUCACAAGAAAUAAUAUUACGUUAAUAUGAUAUUUGUACAUAUGCAUGAUGACACAUACAUACACACCUAUUCAAUUUGUUUAUUUUAAUUAGAGCCCACACACAUGCACCAAGGAUUGCUAAAUAGCGAAUAUAUCACUGUCCUACAAUCCCUUUCACAAGACAAAUGCCCACACAUUAUGCUUCACACAAACUAAAUCUCAAUGUGAGGCUUAGGGAGUCGAGUUAUUUUUAUUUGUGAGAAAAAUCCUGCAACAGGAUUGGAAGACAAGCACCAAGUUAUUUAACUACAUUCAAAUAAUACACUAUUCUAGGAACAGGGAAAUAUAAGGUACAGUAGUUGCCAUUGUUUUAUAUUUAAUUUUAUGUAGUAAAGCAUCAGUAUCUUUAGCCUCCUUUUGGUUCUAUUAAUUCCACUUUCUUACUCUUUAAAUCUGUAUUAGUGUUUAUGGUUAUUUGAUAUCACAAUCAUUGUCUUUUAUUGAUUGCGACAAAGUUGUUAUUCUGUAAAACCUACUCAAGGUACGAGGAAAGAGAAGCUAAAUGUAGGUUGUUACCAUUGUGUUAUAUUGAUCAAAUGUUAUGCAUUCUGGAUUUUAUCUGUAACGUAAAUCUUCAAGUCAGUUCAGUCUUAAGAUGCAAUUAUUUUAAUUUUUCUCCCUUUUUAAAUUUGUAUUAAUGUUUAUGGCAACCAUUGUCUCUUUUUCGUGGUAACAACCUAAACGCUACUCUAGGUUUCUAAAUAUAGGUGGAUACCAUUGUGUUACAGUGAUCUGAUUUUACAAAGUGUAUAUUUUACUGUCUAUAAUUCAAAUAUACCUUUUCUUGACUUCAGUGUGCUCUCACUAAUAAUCACAAAAUUGCUUUGUAAAUUUGUAGGUAAACAUAUAUUGCUGUUAUUCUGGCUAGAUAUUCACUACUUUAAUUUUAUGAACACUAUAGCCUGUCAAGAUGGUAAAGGUUAGAUUUCAGAUUUACUACUCUUUAAGUAUAUAUUAAUAUUUAUGAAAGUUCGAUAUAUUAAUUAUCAUCCUUUUUGGUCGCAGUCGAGUUAUCUUCAAACCAGGAUUUAUAGUACAUUAAGAUGUUAUUUUAAUCAUGGAGGUAUACCUCCAUGUUUUUUAACCAAGGAGGUAAUUUUGCUGUUGUAAAAAAAAUGUAAUUACGUAGAUCCAUACAUUACUGUCAUUGGCAUAUCUUGGUCACAGUCAGUUUAUAUUCCACGCAUAUUAAUGACGUCAUUUGAUAACUUCUCUUAGGUCUUAAAAUGAUUUAUACCACAUUAAGAUGUUACUCUCAUCAUAUGGAAAGCUAAUGAAUUCUUUGGUGAAAAAAAAGCAUACAUUUAAGUACGCCCAUGCAUAGAUGCUUUGGAAGUGAGUUAACAAAAUGCAUUGUUAUUUUCAAUAGCAUUUAUCAUCACAGUUAUUUAUCCGACUUUAUUUUGGUAAUAGAUAAUAAGUCACUCUGUUAUAUUAGUCUGUAGAAUAAUCAAUCAGAGAAAACAGUCAGCACUUAAGUGAUUAAUACUAAUUUAUUGAACACUUUAUCUAAAAAACUCUGCAUUUCAUUUAUAAAGCAGUAAUUUACAACUGAAUUUAUAAAAAAAUACCUUUACACGUAGGCUGUACUGUACUAUCAUGUCUUGCAUGAAAGUCGCGUGGUUAAACAAUUACGAAAACGUUUAAUAUAAUUGAACAAAUAAAUAACAUAACAUACUAUACAAAAAUCAACUACUAUGUGGUGUGGCUAUAGACAUUGUUAUUUUUCUUUUCUGUUUGGUGUUUGUGGCUGCCAACAUUUGUACAGGAACCUGGUUCCUCAUUGAUUUCAACCUCCUCUUGUAUUUAAGAAAACAAACAUGGACAUUUAUGAAUUAUAUUUAUGUUGACAUGCGUUUAACCAUAAUCUUACAUUCUCUAGUCUAACCUUUGUACAAUUUCAUUUAAAAAUUUAAUACAGUAUAUACCAAUAAAAAAAAUAAUUUAUUUGCUUUUGCUUA
Anneissia japonica is the source of this 5648-nucleotide messenger RNA. Its product is annotated as TBC1 domain family member 15-like. The coding region runs from base 72 to 2012 and encodes 646 amino acids. The transcript has 16 exons. Gene Ontology annotation, biological process: activation of GTPase activity. Gene Ontology annotation, molecular function: GTPase activator activity. The record is from RefSeq and is a predicted model, not a curated record. Lineage: Eukaryota; Metazoa; Echinodermata; Crinoidea; Comatulida; Comatulidae.